Molecule: messenger RNA, 2449 nt
Organism: [Candida] anglica
Lineage: Eukaryota; Fungi; Ascomycota; Pichiomycetes; Serinales; Debaryomycetaceae
Source: the annotation of a GenBank genome assembly
CAUAUAUCCAAUUGAAUUAAUUUUUGAUUCUUCUUCAUUUUUUCUAUUUUGAUUACUAGUAAUACAAUACCAUGGAAAAGUUUGGAUUUAACAAGGUUUCAAAUAAGCCAUCAGCUGGGAAUCCUUCGAUCUCCCACUUUCAACCAGUUGCUCAGCCACUGUUCAGAAAGAAGCAACUUCGUAUUGAUAGCUCGUCAGCCAACAUAUAUGCCCUUUCAAACAAGGUCACUGUUAACCCUCAUGAUUUUGCUGACGUUCCUGACAAUGCUAUUGUCUUAUUAGAUGGAUAUUUCGCAUAUCAGAUCGCCAAGACUGAUGCUAUGGCUGUUGGUCUGGUUGGAUUGGCAGCUGAUAUGAGAGCUUGGGGUAAAUGGUCACUUCAACAACCAGUUAUUGUUGAACCAUAUCAAAUCUCCAAUGCUAAUCAGAACUAUCUUGGUUCGGUUGAUAUUUCUAUUGCAUUCAGAAGUAAAAGUAAAGCUAAUUCAAAUCCAAUCAAUCAUGAUGAACUUAUUGAACAUUUCCUUAAUAUUUAUCAAAAUCAAGUAAUUCAACCAACACAACCGAUUGUUAUGGAUUUUAAAGCACAGAUAUUCUCCUUGAAUGUUCUUUCAGUUCAAGCAAUUGAUAUUGCUCUGUCUAGUAAUUCAUUGGCUGAUGUUAAGAUCUCUACUGGGAUUGAAACUAAGGGAAUCCUUAUUAAGCAAACUAUUGUAAACUUUUAUCCUGAAGAAAAUGCAACCAUCAAUAUUUCUAAACCUGCUGGUUCUAAAUCCAAGAAUAUACUGAAUAAACCAAGGGCAAACCCAAUUAUAAACCCAGAUUUUAAAUUGGAAAGUAUGGGUAUUGGUGGGUUAGAUAAAGAAUUCUCACAAAUUUUUAGAAGAGCUUUUGCUUCAAGAAUUAUUUCUCCAGAUUUAGUAGAAAAAUUGGCCUUAAGACAUGUUAAAGGUUUACUCUUAUAUGGACCUCCAGGUACUGGUAAGACUUUGAUUGCCAGACAAAUUGGUAAGAUGUUGAAUGUUAAAGAACCAAAAGUUGUUAAUGGUCCAGAAAUGUUAUCCAAGUAUGUUGGUGCCUCAGAAGAAAACAUUCGUAACUUGUUUAAAGAUGCUGAAACUGAAUAUAAGCAAAAGGGUGAAGCUUCCCAAUUACAUAUUAUUAUUUUUGAUGAAUUAGAUUCUGUUUUCAAACAAAGAGGAUCUGCCAAAUCUGAUGGUACUGGAGUUGGUGAUAAUGUUGUGAAUCAAUUACUUGCGAAGAUGGAUGGUGUUGAUCAAUUAAAUAACAUCUUGAUCAUUGGUAUGACCAAUAGAUUAGAUUUGAUUGAUACAGCAUUGUUAAGACCAGGUAGAUUUGAAAUUCAAAUUGAAAUUUCACUUCCAGAUGAAAAGGGUCGUAAGGAUAUUUUAUUAAUUCAUACAAAGAAAAUGAAAGAAAAUGACUUACUUGCCUCUGACGUUAAUUUUGAUGAAUUGGCUGUAUUGACUAAGAAUUUCACUGGUGCUGAAUUGGAAGGUUUGUGUAACUCUGCCACUUCAUUUGCUAUCAAUAAAUUCACCAAGAGUGAUUCUAUUGCUAAAGUUGAUGAAAACAUUGCCAAAAUGAAAUUAACUAGAAAUGAAUUUUUAUUGGCUUUGAAUGAAGUUAAGCCAGCAUUUGGUGUUAAUGAAGAAGAUUUAACUAAACAUUCACCACAUGGAAUUAUUCAAUUCUCUCCAAGAAUCAAGAGUAUUUUUGACCAAGGACAAUCUUUUAUUGAAGAAGUUAAGACUUCAGAAACUGAACAAUUGAUUUCCAUAUUAUUAUAUGGACCUCCAGGAUCUGGUAAGACUGCUAUUGCCUCCACUCUUGCCUUAAACUCAGACUUCCCAUUCAUUAAAAUGCUUUCUGCUGAAACUUUGGUUGGUAUGUCUGAAGCAGCAAAAAUUCAAGCUAUUGAUACUAUUUUCAGAGACGUUUAUCGUUCUCCAUUAAACAUUCUUGUUAUCGAUAAAAUUGAAACUUUAAUCAACUAUAAUCCAAUCGGUCCAAGAUUCUCUAACGAUAUUUUCCAACAAAUUAAGGUCAAUUUGAGUAGAAAACCACCUGGAGGAAGAAGACUUUUAAUCAUUGGUACUACUUCUCAAUAUACUGCAUUGAAACAUAUGGAUGGUUUAGAUGGGUUUACUAAAACCAUUCCAAUCAAUCAAAUCACUAAACUUGAUGAACUUCGUAAAGUUAUGGAAAAAAUUGGAUUCAUGUCUGAAGGAGAAAGAGCAGAAAUUACUAAACAAUUGGCUGAGGUCUUCUCAAAUUCUGAAUCCAUGCAAGGUAAUGGCUCCAAUCAACUCGCUAUUGGUAUUAAGAAAUUGUUGCAAGUCUUGAUGAAUUCUCAAUAUUUGAAAGCAGACGUCGAUGGAGUUGUCCAAAAUAUCUUGGAAGCUCACAUUCAAUAGUUAAUAAAUAC